CAAUUCAUUUAUUUAUUGAAUGAGCUAGGAAUUAGUAAAAAUCCUAAAGAAGCCCUUAAUCUAUUUGAAGAAGUUUCCAAAAGUAAUUCCAAAUAUAAAGAUUCAGCAAGAGAAGUUACAGAACAGCUAAAGAUAUCUAAUUUUUAA
This is a messenger RNA of Racocetra persica, 147 nucleotides long. NCBI's taxonomy places the organism in Eukaryota, Fungi, Glomeromycota, Glomeromycetes, Diversisporales, Gigasporaceae. The record is from the annotation of a GenBank genome assembly.